Gossypium raimondii (Peruvian cotton) is the source of this 2237-nucleotide messenger RNA. RefSeq lists its product as uncharacterized. Bases 340 to 1422 code for a protein of 360 amino acids. NCBI's taxonomy places the organism in Eukaryota, Viridiplantae, Streptophyta, Magnoliopsida, Malvales, Malvaceae. The transcript is spliced from 4 exons. The record is from RefSeq and is a predicted model, not a curated record.
CAUUUUCUCAUCACUUUAAUCCUAGGUCAUAGAAAUCUGGAAAUUCUUCUAUUUUACGCUUACCUCUCAUCACUUUGCAACCAAAUCGAAGUUCCAUCAUCGACUCCGUUCAGUUUCGCUCACAACCUAGCUGAGUUUUAUAAGUAAUUAUAACUAUGUUAUGCUGAAAUUUUCAGGUUUCAAGGAAAAGAAAGAAGGGCGGAUCCUGUCAAUACUGAAGCGGAUUUUCUCAUUAAUUCAUCUCUUUGUUUGAUUGGCAGAGUUGACUUUUGGUCUUAUAGAUCUGUCUAUGACUGAAUUAUUUGCAAUUUAAUCAGGCAGAUACUGUUUCACGGAAACAUGGACCUUUCUCCGUCUGAGGUUUCCAGUCCAUUUAAGAAUAAUGAAGCUGAUCAGUCGAAGUAUUUGAAGACUGAGUUGAUUACAAGUGUUGAACCCCAGUUGGCUGAAUCAGGAGCAUCUAAAUGUUUAGCUUAUAACAAACGAAUAGGUUUCAAACGUGGAUCCAUUGUUUCAGAAAUAGACAAGCGAAAGGCCACAAUGCCUAAGGAUCAGCAGUACAGAAUGAGGAAGAAGAUGGAACUGCAGAAGUUGAAGGAUGAGAUAAGAUGGUACCAAGAGGAGCUUUCACAGCUGCGUGCCAAACAGCAACUUCCAGCCCAAGAUCUAGAUAAGUCCAGUAGUAUCCAAAAGCGUCAACGAAUCCAAGAUCAGCAGAAGAUUAGUUCAAAUGAUGGAGGUGUGGCUGUCAGUCAGAAUCUUACAAAUAAUAAAGAGAGGACUCCAAAUGCAAGAGCUGCUGUCAAUGAGCCUGCUACUGAACAUCCAGAGAGUGCUCAGAGUGGUUCAUGUUCUGCUGAAGUGGCUAAGAUCAAGUUGCCUAUGUUCCUUACAGAAUUUCAUACAGAAGUUGCGAGCAAUGUAGACCUCUCAGACUUCACAGGCUUAGACGGGGAGCAGAGAAGAUUUGGGAGAUUCAGUUUCCCAUUGUCUCUGAUUCCAACUGUUGAGAGAAUAAACAGUGUCUACGGUGAUAUUUCUGCAACAAGUCUAGUAAGUCCCAGUGUUUCUACCACAGUCUAUGUUUUAUUUUGUGCUGUGAUCAGAGAUAUGGAACAUCUACGGCUUGAGGAAGUUACUGAGGACAUAAUUCUGAAGUGGAGAGAUGUGAUCAAGGAUGCUUUACGCCUUGGUUUCAAUGUGGCAUUUGCCAUGGAGCAUUUGAAGAAAGUUGUCUUUGCUUACAUUGGUCAACGAGGGUGCAAAUUGCUUCAUUACAUUGAUUCAAAGAUCUCAACAUUAGAAGCUGAGGUGAAUGACUGGAAGAAGAAACGCACUGAGAUAUAUGAGGAGUCCAAGAUGUGUGUCAAUGCUGCUGAGAACUUCAUUGGAGUACCUGUCAGCACAGGUUUAUUUCCUUAGUCUUCUUCCAAUAGAAUUAUGCAUUGCUGAAAAUGAGAUACCAUUCUCGACACUUAUACUGCGGAAAAAUCCGAUCAUAUGAAACUGGUAUACCAUUUUAGUUGAUAUCUUGCUCCUUCAAAAGAUUGACAUAAUCUUUCUGUAUGGUAUUCUUAUUUGUUCGAGUAAUACUCGCCAUUGUUAUCCACUUUAUACCUUAAAUUUUAGGGCUCACCCAAAUAAGAUCGCUUGGAUUUUCCCCCAAUCUUAUGCUGUAUCAGCAUCGAAAUUGCCACUUUUAUUUAUAUCUGUUUGAUGAUAUGCAACUCCAACACUCCAAUGAGCUUCACCAAAAGGCUUUCUUUAUCAGCGAUUGACGCUCAAACUACCCACCUAAACAUCGUUGGUGGUGGCUCAAAUAUUGGGGCGUUGUUCCCUUAUGGUUUGUUAAUUUGGUUUGAGGCACAUUGAGCAAAAUCGAAUGCACAAGCAGUGAAGAAAGCUGAAAACAAUUGGACUGGCUUGAGAAUUAAGACUGGGAACCGGAUGCAAGGAUGAUGGGAAAAAGUCCUAAAAAGGAUUGAGAGAUCUACCAUGUAGUUUGUGUCGAUAUCACAACAAUCUACAUAGUCUCUGUACUACUGUCACAUUUUGCAGCUGAUAGAAACUUACUCACUUGGAAUCUUUAUUUUCUUCAAAUUAUCCUUAUGUGACACAUCUGGUCUACGUAGAUACUCAUACCGGAUGUAUCCUACUUUUUUCUUAAUUCGGGUACCGUAGACAGGGAUUUUUUUAUGAUAUUUUAUUUGGAUUCAUAUACUGAUUGUUACCUCAAA